This is a messenger RNA of Lactuca sativa (garden lettuce), 2055 nucleotides long. RefSeq names its product protein PHLOEM PROTEIN 2-LIKE A10. Lineage: Eukaryota; Viridiplantae; Streptophyta; Magnoliopsida; Asterales; Asteraceae. The record is from RefSeq and is a predicted model, not a curated record.
CAAAGACGUAUUUCUUUCCUGGAUAAAAUUUUCCAUAUUUCGAUAACGAUAAGGGAUGGAGUCGGUUAUACGCACACAUUUCCACCACGAUCGAAUGUACCUUCGCAAAAAUCUGCAGUGGCUUUCCCAAUUUCAGGUUCAUUUGAUCGCUAUGCAUAUAUUCAUCGAUAUUCGAAUUCAUCUCUUUACACAGCAUUGCAAUUGCAAACCCUAGGUCAAGAUUUGUAAACGAAAACCCAAUUGGUUUCUUCUCGAUUUAGUAAAAAGUGCAAAACACAAAUUAUCCUGCAAAUCCUCGAACAAGUGUAUUACAUGGAUCUAGCAACGAUAAACGAUGGUCUGCGUUUCUCCAGGAAAAGAAAGAAAUGGAUUCUUCUCAUAGCAGCGUUAGGGUUUUCAACUUACGGUGCUUAUAAGGUUUGUAAAGCGCCUUCUGUCAUUCAGAAGAGGGAUAGGGUGAUGAAGGUUUUAGGCGCCUUAGCUUCCAUUACCGAAUCUCUCGGUGAUUCCGCCGAGGCAAUAGGAGUGAUUUCCAAGGAUCUGAAAGAGUUUAUACAAUCCGAUUCCGAUCAAAUCCCUAGCAGUUUAAAGCAAGUUUUCAAAAUUACCAAGUCUGAUGAGUUCUCGGAGUCAAUUGUUAAGAUUACAAGAUCAUUCACCGUGGGGCUUCUACAAGGGUAUCGAGUUGACGCCGGAAAACGUGAUUCCGGUCCAAGUUUUCCCGAUCGAGCUUUGGAUAAGCUGUUAACUCCGGCAGGUUCUGGUUUUGCUUCCGUCAUUGCUGGGAGUUUCGCCAGGAAUCUAUUCAUCGGAGGUUCAAUGAACUCCGGUAGUCCGCUUCAUGAAUGGAUCGAUGUGAUUGCUGAUGACAAAUGUAGGAAGCUAAUCGGUGACUGUAUUCAGCAGUUCGUGGCCACAAUGGUGACAGUUUAUCUCGACAAAACCAUUGACAUAAACCCCUUCGAGGAGAUCUUAUCAGGUUUGACUAACCCUAAACACGAAGAAAAAGUGAGAAAUCUAUUGGCGUUAAUCUGCAACAGCGCUAUCGAGACUUUCGUCAGAACUUCUCACCAACUCUUGACAGAUUCAAAAUCGAACUCGAACCCUAAACCUUCUUCUACCAUUAGUAAAGUUUUAGAUGGGAAAGAACUAGUGUUGAGUAAACUAAAAGCAAGAAAGAGUAACAUGUCAUCUUCUCUAGCAGUUCCUGGCAACAUGAGGUUUGUUCUUGAUGUGACAGGAAGAGUCACACUCGCAACCGCAAAAUCUUUUCUCCAAUUUUCUUUAGACAAGUUAUCAGAGCGUAUGAAAAGAAGCUAUCAAGAAGCUUACAGGUACUUGAGUGCAAAAUCUUUGAUUGUUAUGACAAUAUUCAUUUCACUGUAUUUGCACCUGUUAAGUGCUCCAUGGAGUUUGGUUUCAUAUUAGGUUUUGGAGACAAGAAACUAUCCAUAUGAUGUAUAUAUUUUGUUAAAGAAUCUUGAAAAAUAACAAUGUACAUGAAUAAAGAUGGAAGCUUUUUCAUGGGGUUUGGUUCUGUGUAUAGAUAUAGUCGAUAUGAGCAACAAGUGUUCUUCUCAUCAAGCAUUCUUCUUCACCAAUUCCUUCACAGCCCUCUUCAAUUUGUGCAGUUUCAACGCCUCCCUACAUAGAAAAUGAGAAUAUUUUGAGAUCUUGAAAAUAUGAAUUUAUACAUGAUUUCUAUGUUACCUUAUUUUUAUGUUUCGUCAUGGUGGUGGUGGUGGUGAGGCUGGCAGUGUAGGGUGGUGGGGAGCAGAAGAGGAGGACGAGUAUGAAGAAGAUGGUGGUUCUAGACAUGGUUGUAGUUCAGGUGAUCGGGAUAUGGAGAGAGAGAUUUAUAGGAAUCAGUUUGUGUAGAGUAUGAAAGGGAGAUUUGGUGGUUAUGGCAUUUUGUCGAACACAUGGUGUGCAUGUAAUCAAUCUCGGUUCAGCUCUGUAAAUCUAGUGGGUAAUACGAGUUUAUGGACACUUGGUGGUUAAUCGUGUCCUAUGUGCAUUAAAAAACUAAUACAAGAUUCUAGUUUAUGCAUUUAA